UUGUCUUUUGAACACAUGACAUUGAUAUUUUAUUUAGCGAUAGCGGCUGAUAAGCAAUUUCUAACCAUAUUAAACUCAGUACCUAAACCUAUUUGAAUCUAUCUAAUCUAAGAUUUUCAUUAUUUGUAAUCCCUUUUUGAGAAAUAGAUCUGUAGUUUUAUAAAAUAUAAAAUUAAAUUAGAUUCACAGAAUGUCUGACAUUAUAACAAGUCUUCAUUUAGAUAGAGAAACCCAGAAACAUAAAGUAAUAGUUGCUAAAGAGCUUAAUGGCUGUAAUAGUUCAUUUAUAACCAGCUGUGUUCUUGGACACUGCAUCAAAAACAGGAGAUCAGUAUUUAUUAUAAGUUUGCAUAAUUCUAAAGAUCAUUACCAGAAUGUAGGACUGAAGAUGAAUUAUAAUCUAGUGAGAAACAUUGAGAGUGGCCUUAUACAAUUUUAUAAUGCAGGUGAAGAACUAACAAGAGCAGUUUUGGCAAAUGAUCAUAUUAUAUCUGCUAGCGAUUUACUUGCAAAAAUUAAAAGACAAAUAGAAUGUAUGCACGACACAAAUAAGUCAGUUAAUAUUAUAUUUGAUGGUGUGACCCAUUUAUUUGAUUUACAGUACAGUUUGAAGGAUGUGAAUUUUAUAUGUAAAGAAAUUAUUGAACUUGUCCGAGGAUUUGAUAACUCAUUUGCAUUGUUACAUUGCAAUGCAGCUUGUGAAACUGAUGAAACUCAUGUGUUAGCCAAUUUACUUGCUCAUAAAGCUCAUGUACUUGUGGAAGUGGAUCAUUUAGCAUCAGGAUGGAGUGCUGAUGUGUCUGGACAUAUUACAUUCAAAUACCCAAGUCGAAAGUUUGAAGCAGAGCACACAAAUAAAUUGGAGCAGAAACCAUCUCAUCACUUAUUUAAGCUCUUUGAUAGAGGAGUAAAGUUAUUAGCUCCAGGAGCUGUUUGACAUUAAUUUUAACUAAUAUGUGAUAUGUUGUUGCUUAUUUUAGUUAAAUAUGUAUUUUGUUGAAACAAUAUAAUUAUAUACAAUCAAGUCCAUACAAUACAAGUAUGCUUCACUCUUAAGCAAUGUCAAUUUUAAAACAAUUAUUUUUCUUCUUGAUGCCAUAAUUAUAAGACCUUUUAUCUCCGAAAGUCCUUUUUAUCAAACUCUUAUAAAUAGAUGACUUCCUACAGUGAUAAGAUUAGUUACCUUAAGAAAAGUUGAUUUUAUAGUUUACAUAAAUAACAGCAUAAUAAUUUAAAAUAACAAUGGAAAUUUGUAAGGCUUUAGCUUUUAUAGAUUAAUAGCUUUGGUGGUGACUACUUGUCAGACCUGCCAUAUUAAAGAAUAUCUAUGAUAAUAUGAAGUUGUAGUAAUUUUGUUAAAUUACUACAACUUUCAUCAUAUUUUACUAUCUGGGUUAGGUUUGUUACAUAUAAUAUACAUUGUAAUAUUCUAACUUAUAAAUACAUGUAUAAAUUACA
Molecule: messenger RNA, 1458 nt
Organism: Zerene cesonia (dogface butterfly)
Lineage: Eukaryota; Metazoa; Arthropoda; Insecta; Lepidoptera; Pieridae
Gene: Elp6
Exons: 2
Coding region: 191-937 (248 amino acids)
Biological process (GO): tRNA wobble uridine modification
Cellular component (GO): elongator holoenzyme complex
Source: RefSeq, a predicted model, not a curated record